Messenger RNA from Leptomonas pyrrhocoris, 3441 nucleotides. Its product is annotated as putative mitochondrial ABC transporter. The transcript has a single exon. Lineage: Eukaryota; Euglenozoa; Kinetoplastea; Trypanosomatida; Trypanosomatidae. Bases 1822 to 3441 code for a protein of 539 amino acids. The record is from RefSeq and is a predicted model, not a curated record.
GGUCCAUAAAAGAAGUCUCUGCGUCGUUUGGUACUUCGCUACGGUUUUUGAAACUGCACCAAUACAAUUCGCCGAGGAAUAACGGGAGGCAAAUACGGUUCUCCCUUCCCCUCCUUUCCCUCCCUCCCUCCCUCUCUCUCUCCUUCACUCUUUCAAAAUUACCGUAAAUAUGUGUAAACUCGGUCAUUAUACACGUUUCCUUGGCGGCCUUUUCUUUCUAACGUAUUCGUCGCGUGUAAACUUUAUGCGCACCUCACAUACUUUGCAAACGCAGAAUAAAACGUAGCUUCUGGUGAUUCGGGUUUUUUCUGAGGGCGGGUGAGGUGGCAGCGAGCAGCGGCACUAAACCAUUUUGUUCUUGUUAUCGGUUGUAACUUCGUUUUCUCUUUCGAUCAUACACACACACACACACACACACACACACACACACACGCGCGCGCGCGCAGACACCCAACGCAUCCGUUGCAGCCAUCAGGAAAGCCUAAUCUGGAGUGAUUCAGGCGUGUCGAGUGUGAUCCCUUCGGGUCAGUUGGAAUGAAUCUACCUUUCUCCCUGCCAAUGCAUCUACUCUCUCUCCCCCCUUUCUCCCUUUUUACAUAUUUUUACACAUUUCGUGAAGCCUAGCGCUUUCGUUUUGGUCACUUGACAAAGUUUUUUCUUGUUCAUACUCCCACCCAGUCCAGUUAUUGUUUUUUGUUAAUCGUUUAUCGGGUCUCAUCGUUCUCUGAGUUUUUUCUUUCUUAAAUCUUUCGGGGGUUUUGAAAUUUUUCCCCGUUAUUUUCUUUCUCAUUGUUGUCCUAAGUCGGAGCGAAGGUUACCUGCCUAAUUAAGGGUGCCUAGUUAACUGCUCCUGGACGUUUGUAUUCUUUUCACCACGAUCCUGGGCAAAUGGCCACGGGAUCAUUAACACAAGAGAUGGAGGUCCGGCCGAGUAUUGGUUUAACAAAAUGUUGAGCGGGGGUUUUGACUGUGUUUUUCCCUUGCUGUCCGUUGUUCUGCGGAUUACUUGGCCGUGACUCUCCCUAGUUUUUUCUAAACCUUAGUUUGUAUCUAACCCAGCGCUGCGAGCGGAACUAGUCGGGUAGUUCCCCCGCGGUAGCUGGUCUCGCCACUGACUAUGAAUAAUGCAAGUAAUGACCGAUAUGUUAGGAUUUGUUCUACUUUCUGGGGCCCCUGCUUCGCAUGCUCCCUCAGAGUACUCUCCACCCUCUCUCUCUCUUAGUUAGGUGACAAUCACGGGCAUUGAAGCGAUGAAAAACGCAGCGUUGUUUUGAGCAUUUUUUAUUUCCCUUUCCCUUUCAAGGAGAGUAUUCCGCUGCAUUUAUUCGUGUUUUUGUCGUUUAUAUAAUUAUAUCAAUUAGGUCUUUAUUUGGGCUUCUUUCUUGUUGUCGCUGUUCUCCACCAAGCUGCACACCUGCAGGCAUAUUACUAUUACUAUUAUUGUUGCUGCUAUCCCGAUCUGUAUUAUUUCUUCUUCUUGGUUCGAGCGCUUCAUCCCUCUCUUUUAUUUCAACGCGGCGUACAAGAGCUGCGAAGCGAGAUGGUUGCUGCACGAGGACGCAAAUGGGCAAUGAGGCUCGCCUACGCCACCGGUGCCGUCGGGGGUGCGUUCUACGUCUUUGACAGCUUAACCGACAACUCGGGUACCCGCUCCCUGCGCACCCUCGCCGCCUUUGCGAAGAUUGCCUACUGGUACAAGUUCACCACGCCCGACACACCAGAGGAGCUCUCCGCACUGCACAGUCGCGUCGCGCACAUCGUGCUCGACACCUGUCUAAAAAACGAAGGCUUGUACAUCAAGCUGGGCAAGGACUUAACUCGAUGAGUCACGUGCUGCCGAAGGAGUACACAGAUACCCUGAAGGUGUUGCUGGACCGUGCACCACCCGUGCCGGUGGAGAAGGUUCGCCAGACCAUUAUGGAAGAUACCGGUAAAAAGCUAGAAGACGUCUUUCUGCACUUCGACGACAUCCCCGUCGCCUCCGCGUCUAUCGCGCAGGUGCACCAAGCGUGGUUGCCCCCGCCCGUCGAUGGCUCGUCGAGCGAACCCGUGAAGGUGGCGGUGAAGGUGCGCAAGCCCUGCAUCUCGACGCAGUCUAUGUGGGAUCUGUACACCUACAGCACCAUCAUGAAGCUGCUGAAGCUGCUCUUUGACCUCCCGACGGACUGGUCGUGCCAGACGGUGUGCGACGCGCUGGAGCGGGAGAUGGACUUUACGAUGGAGGCGGCCAAUGCGAGGCGCUUCCGGCGCGACUUUGCGGGCAGCGAGCGGGUCUACAUCCCGCGUAUCUUCGACGAGUUCACCACGAAGCAGCUGUUGGUGAUGGAGUGGAUUGACGGCACGAAACUGUUAGAUGUCGCGACGGUGCGCGCCCAUUACGACGAGAAGAAGGUGCUCACCACUCUCUUUGACGCAGUAGGCGAUAUGGUGUUUAAAAAAGGAUUUGUGCACAGCGAUCCGCACGCGGCGAACGUGCUGGUGCGGCCGAUGCCGAUGAAAAAUCACGGGGCAGCCGCCCCCGUGCCUCUGCCCUCUGCAGACCAGAAGCGAAAGCACAAUCCAAACGACUAUCAAGUGGUGUUGAUUGAUUUUGGUCUUGCGGUGCCGGAGCGGGUGCGCUUCCGCUACCAGUACGCGCUACUCUUCGUCAGCCUCUUUACCCGCGACUUCGACUCUCUUCAGCGGGUCGUACACGACUGGGGUAUUGCGGACGCGGAGAUGUUCGCCUCGGUGCAGGCACAGAAGUCCUUUGCAGCGAUCAAAGCAGGGCAGUACGGCGAAGUGACGCGGGAGGAGGUGUUCGAGAUGCAGCGCAACGCGCACGCCCGCGCGAAGGAGAUGCUGCGUGACAUGCGGCGCAUACCGAAGGAGCUGAUCAUGGUGGGCCGCAGCCUUGAUAUCCUGCGCGGCAUCAACCGCCUCUACGGCUCACCAGUCAACCGCAUUAACAUGUUCGUCAAGAGCGCGGUGGAGUGUCUGGGACCCCUGCACAAUUACGACGCAGUGGAGCGCUACCUAUCCAGAAUGCAGCUGGCGAUGGAAGAGCGCGGUGUGCCGCUCAGUGUGCGCAUGGACUCCUGUCAGGACUAUGGCAGCGUGUACAACGCUUCUGCAGAGGCCGUGCGGGCGGAGCAAGAGGCGGCUCUUGCGCAAAUCGAAGCCGAAGACAAGACGGUCGCCGGCCGGGUUAAUCGCUUCUCCUCCCGGACACGGGUGUGGGUGGCGGAGUUGUACCGUGCCUUCCUCCUGAACACUUUUCUCACCCUCAGCAGCGUGCUUCAUCUUCUCACCUACACCUGCAACUCCUUUCUCGCGCUGAUGCUGCCAGCGGCGGCGGAGAAACGGUUCCACAUUGCAAACAUGGAGGAGCGCCUCGCGCAUCGAAUGGGCAGAGAUGACGUGGCGGACUUCGAGUUAGAAGCCGCCGCGUCGGUUUCAUAA